AUGUCUGAUGACGACAGUUUCACAAUUUCAACGGUGCCUCGUUUUGCUUCAUUUAAACAUGCUUUUGAUGGCGACAAUUCUGCUAUUGAGGAAACUUUAGGGGAUCGAUUCUUCGAUUCGCAUGGAACUCUAAACUCACCCCAAAGUGAAAAGCAAGCAGAGGGAGAUCGGUUUCUCAAUAUAAUGAAAGCACAGGUCUCAGAAAACGUUUUUGAGUUGGAUCGCUUAGCAAUGUUCCGUUCAUCAGCAGCGUAUUCGCGUAUUUCAGGGCGGUCCGCUGCAACUCCUCAUCGAGGGUAUCAGCGAUCAGUACAUCCGGCGCCGUCAAUUAACGAGCAUUCUAAUGUAUCUGUUCCAACUUCUAAAAUUUUUGCCAAUUUCAAACAACAGCGCUCUGUCGACCAUAAAAAACUUGCAAAAAAAAGUUCUGCAGCCCAGAUUCCACUGAAGCCAAACGCGAAACAUGACCGUUUAGUGGAUAAAAUGUUGAAACACACAGUUUCUGCUGAAAUGAAGCAAGAUAUGAAGUUGACAAAAAAGCAACUGGGAAGCAAAGUUGGAGCAAUGAAUAAUGGUUCAAAAUGCGCAAGCAAUGUUAUUCGUCCCAAUAGUGGUUCGUCGCUCGCAAAAACGCAAAAAUUUUGUUGCGGACGAAUAUCUUUAAAUGCACCUGUAGCCGUUCGUCCACUUGUUAAAAAUGAUACUAAAGUUGUAGAGAAAAGAAAUAAAGUAAGUAUAGGUCGUUCGUCAUCAGUUCAGCGGCAGAUUACUAGAACGUCUGGAACACUUCGCACGAUUUUCAGUGAUCUGAAAUCGGUGCAAAAUGAAACUAAAAGAGUACCAGAUGUUAUUGAUACUGUGAAAAUUUCCAAAUCUGAUCGCCAUUGCAAUCAACCCAAGAGAAUAAAUUCUGAACCGUCUACCGACAAAGUCAAGGUAGCAAAGAACAGAAAUGUAUCAAGUUCGCAUACACUUGCUCAAAAGCCAUCUCAUGUUGUUACCUGUGCUCACGAGAAGUUUGAUACUUCAAAAGCUCCUGUUCCGAAAAAUAAAGGUAUUACAGAGUUUGCACCAUGUCUAAGAAGUCGCGCAUCAAUAAAAGUAAUGUUUUUCGUUGAAAAAAAAAAUGAACGAACAGAAGUAGCUUGUCCAGGGAAAGUUCCGUUUAUCGACCAACAGGACAAGGCAAGAGACACAAGUAAAGCUGCUGCACCAGCACGACCUCGACGAACGAAAGCUGAAAUAGAUGCAUUUUUCAGACGUCUAAGUCAACCGAACACCAGUUUCAUUUUUCUGCCUGUGCUGCAUUACUUAUGGGAUGCAUAUUUUCCUGUCCUUUCAAUUUUAGCCGCUGCUUGUGCUAAGAUUUAA
Messenger RNA from Thelazia callipaeda (thelaziosis nematode), 1371 nucleotides. NCBI's taxonomy places the organism in Eukaryota, Metazoa, Nematoda, Chromadorea, Rhabditida, Thelaziidae. The record is from the annotation of a GenBank genome assembly.